Messenger RNA from Urocitellus parryii (Arctic ground squirrel), 3300 nucleotides. It is a transcript of the gene C9orf72, whose product is annotated as C9orf72-SMCR8 complex subunit. NCBI's taxonomy places the organism in Eukaryota, Metazoa, Chordata, Mammalia, Rodentia, Sciuridae. Gene Ontology annotation, molecular function: guanyl-nucleotide exchange factor activity. Gene Ontology annotation, biological process: autophagy; endocytosis. Gene Ontology annotation, cellular component: endosome; autophagosome. The record is from RefSeq and is a predicted model, not a curated record.
GCGGUUGCGGUCCCUGCGCCCGCGGCGGUGGCGGAGGUUCUGGCGGCGGCGAGUGGAUAUCUCUGGAAUAUUUGGAUAAUGUGAAAUUUGGGAUGCAGUGAUGUCUACUCUCUGCCCACCACCAUCUCCUGCUGUUGCCAAGACAGAGAUUGCUUUAAGUGGUGAAUCACCUUUAUUAGCAGCUACCUUUGCUUACUGGGACAAUAUUCUUGGUCCUAGAGUAAGGCAUAUUUGGGCCCCUAAGACAGAUCAGGUACUUCUCAGUGAUGGAGAAAUAACUUUUCUUGCCAACCACACCCUAAAUGGAGAAAUUCUUCGAAAUGCAGAGAGUGGGGCUAUAGAUGUAAAGUUUUUUGUCUUAUCUGAAAAAGGAGUAAUUAUUGUUUCAUUAAUCUUCGAUGGCAACUGGAAUGGAGAUCGGAGUACUUAUGGACUAUCAAUUAUACUUCCACAGACGGAGCUUAGUUUCUAUCUCCCACUUCACAGAGUGUGUGUUGAUAGAUUAACACAUAUUAUUCGGAAAGGAAGGAUAUGGAUGCAUAAGGAAAGGCAAGAAAAUGUCCAGAAGAUUGUCUUAGAAGGCACAGAGAGAAUGGAAGAUCAGGGUCAAAGUAUUAUUCCAAUGCUUACUGGAGAAGUCAUUCCUGUAAUGGAACUGCUUUCAUCUAUGAAAUCUCACAGUGUUCCUGAAGAAAUAGAUAUAGCUGAUACGGUACUCAAUGAUGAUGAUAUUGGUGACAGUUGUCAUGAAGGCUUUCUUCUCAAUGCCAUCAGCUCACACUUGCAAACCUGUGGCUGCUCUGUUGUAGUAGGCAGCAGUGCAGAGAAAGUAAAUAAGAUAGUGAGAACAUUAUGCCUUUUUCUGACUCCAGCAGAGAGAAAAUGCUCCAGAUUAUGUGAAGCAGAAUCAUCAUUUAAAUAUGAGUCAGGACUCUUUGUGCAAGGCCUGCUAAAGGAUUCAACUGGAAGCUUUGUACUGCCCUUCCGUCAAGUCAUGUAUGCACCAUAUCCCACYACACAUAUCGAUGUGGAUGUCAAUACUGUGAAGCAGAUGCCACCCUGUCAUGAACACAUUUAUAAUCAGCGUAGAUACAUGAGAUCGGAGCUGACAGCAUUUUGGAGAGCCACUUCAGAAGAAGACAUGGCACAGGACACCAUCAUCUACACAGAUGAGAGCUUCACUCCUGAUUUGAAUAUUUUCCAGGAUGUCUUACACAGAGACACUCUAGUCAAAGCCUUCCUGGAUCAGGUCUUUCAUUUGAAACCUGGUUUAUCUCUCAGGAGUACUUUCCUUGCACAGUUUCUGCUUGUCCUUCACAGAAAAGCCUUGACACUAAUAAAAUACAUAGAAGAUGAUACGCAGAAGGGGAAAAAGCCCUUUAAAUCUCUUCGGAAUCUGAAGAUAGACCUUGAUUUAACAGCAGAGGGCGAUCUUAACAUAAUAAUGGCUCUAGCAGAGAAAAUCAAACCAGGCCUACAUUCUUUUAUCUUUGGAAGACCUUUCUACACAAGUGUACAAGAACGAGAUGUCCUAAUGACUUUUUAAACGUGGAAUUUAUUAAGUAUAUUUCAUCACAGUCACUAUUGCUAUUGAAAUAGUUCCAUGGUGUGGGAAGCAUCAUUCCCCCAAAUUAUGCCCCUAGAGUCCUACUCAGCAUUGCAGUUAAAGUUAGUUACACUACAGUUGCCACAAGAGGUCUGUAGGGGAUGUCAGGUGCAUCGUUAACAUUGAAUAUCUCUCUUUCUAGAUGUGCUCUCUUGGGGACUUCUGUUUACAAUUAUAACAAAUACUAUUGCUGUCUUUAAAAGAUAUAUUAAUAGUAUAUAAAUUUGACCACAACUACUGGUUUUUUUUUUAAAUUUAUGAUUCAUGGUUUACACGUAUCAAAGUGAAAUCUGAGUUAGCUUCUGCAAAUAUCAUAGUAAUUGACUUGACAUUUUUUGGUGUUUCUUGUUGUGUAGGAUUACUGUAAGACUUUUGCAAUCAUCUGCAAAUUUAGAGCAUUUAAAAUUUUCAGUUCCACAGAAAAGAAGUUAGCUUGAAUAGGAAGAAGAGAUUGAUCAAUAAUUCAAUAAUUAUUGAAAUUUAAUCAUUAGAACCUACUUUGUAGAUUUAGUCUUUAGAAUUCAGUCUAUAUAAAAAUGUCAGGCGGUUAUGUGCAGUCCCUGAUUAUGGUAAACUCAGUGUGGUUUUUGUUUAUCACUGUUAUCAACAUCCAAUAUGGUUAAGCUCUGUCCAGGAAAAUAUAGGAAAUUGAAUUGUUUUAGUAGUUGUUGCCAACUUUUCAGAUUAAUUUUUAUUAUUUUCAAGCCAAAUAGAAAUGUGCACCUCCUGUGCCUUCCCCGCCUCCCCCCCCCCCCAUGGAAAGUAUAAUUACUUGGAAGAAGUUCGGAUUCCACUGGUCAGUCCUUUCCACUUAUUUUUCUCAUACAGAGUCUAUCAUUUACCUGGUUUGGCAGUCAUGGUGAUCCAAGUUUAUAAAAUGCAUUAGAGAAUAUACUAACUAAUAAGAUCUUUUGAGAACAGAAAACAGUUUUUGGUCUUCUUCCACCUUUUAUUUCUGCCCACGUAUUGGAAGUUAUUGCCUUGCUGCCUGCAUCACAUAAGAGCAGCAGGAGAAACUUGACRGAAGUGAUAUUUUUUUAGGUGCUAUUUUUGUCAGAACUAAGUGGUCUGUUUCUUUACUUUCCUUAAUGUGUUUGGACCAUUUUACUGGCUAAAAAAUAAUUAACAUAAUUCUCUGCUAGAGAAGUAUUGACAUAGGAGCAUAUCAAACACAGAUAUUUUUAUUUAAAACUGGAAGUGACAUGAAAGGGAAAAUAUAAGUAGAUGAAAGAUAUAAAAUUGAUAGAGCCCUUCUGCUCCCAUCUACAAAAUUUAAUGAAAAAGAUAUGUUCUAUUCUGAAAGGUCAUAAUAGCUUUUGCAUAAUGAGUCAGAAAGAGGUAGACAUCUUAAACACUGAACAAGAUGGAUAUACUACAUGUAGCUCAGUCAAGAAAAAUUUUGUAGAUACCAUCUUUUAGUGUCCUGUAUGUGCUCAAUGCUUUUAUAUGGUAGAUCCCUAUUUAAGUGCUGACUUAUUUUCUUUUGUUGGUUUAUUGUAUUGUUGUAUAGAACGUAAGAUGUACAGUGAAAUAAGUUAUUAAAGCAUGUGUAAACAUUGUUACCUUUUCUCCUAGUUGGAGAAUUUUGAAUAAAAUAUCUUUGAAAUUUUGUCUCUUUCACUUAUUGUUUAGGAAAAAACACUAUUAUGAUAUUGGAAGACUGAUUAGCUUCUGAUUUGGCUGACAGACAUGUU